UUCUCCCCACAUGGAAACCACAAGCGAAUAACUCUGGGCAAGAGCGGCAGCGGCAGAGACAGCAACGCUCGGCGCAUCCCUAGCAACUCUGCACCGAUUCCAAACCCAGGCACUCUGAAUCGGUUCCAAACUGGAGAACUCUGAACCGGUUCCAAAACUAGCAACACCAUAUCGGUUCCAGUCAUCGGCGCCAAAUCGGGAGUCUCCGUAUCGCUUCCAGCCCGAGGAAAUUCCACACAAAGAGAACUUUGCCAUUUUUUGCGCAAAAAAGGAGGGAAGAUUGCGUUGGCUUCGAGUUCGGCAGGGACGGGGGCUCGGACCCGGGAGCCGCACACUCGCCGGUUACUUCCCCGCUCCUGUUCACAGACCCAGGUGCCGCUUGAAUGUAUAGUUUGAUGAUGGAGAGUGAGCUGCAGUCUCCGGGGCAUCAGAUCAGUCCAGCGGGUGGCGGGACCACUGUGCCGGCCCAGGGCGCCAACGGCAAACUGAGUGGCGAGCGAGUCAAGCGACCCAUGAACGCCUUCAUGGUGUGGUCCCGGGGACAGCGGCGGAAGAUGGCUCAGGAGAAUCCCAAGAUGCACAACUCGGAGAUCAGCAAACGGCUGGGAGCCGAGUGGAAGUUAAUGUCCGAGGGCGAAAAGCGGCCCUUCAUCGACGAGGCCAAGAGACUCCGGGCGUUGCACAUGAAGGAGCACCCGGAUUACAAGUACCGGCCCCGGCGUAAGACCAAGACUCUGCUCAAGAAGGACAAGUACUCGUUGCCCGCCGCUUUGCUGCCUCAAGGCCCCGGGGCCCUCGGUCCGCCUGUAGCCUUAAAUCAGCGGCUGGACGGGGCGGGAGCUGCGGGCGCUUACGGUCAUAUGAACGGUUGGGCGAAUGGCUCUUACCCCGGAUCGGCGGCAGCAGCGGCGGCCGCGGUCAUGAUGCAGGAGCAACUAUCUUACUCCCAGCACCCGGCGCUGGCAGCGGUCGGGGGAGGGGGAGGCGGGGGCACUGGCGGAGGCGGCGGGGGCGCCGGCGGAGCGGCCGUCCAUCACCACCAUCACCACCCGCAGCAGCUCCACCGCUACGACAUGCCCAUCCAGUAUAGCCCCCUCGCCAGCACGCAGGGCUAUAUGAGUGGCUCCCCCUCCUAUAGUACCCUCUCCUCUGGCUACGGCCACCAGCCCCCUGGUGCCAUCCAGCUGGGCUCAAUGGUCAAAUCGGAGCCGGCUCCCAGCCCCCCGCAUUCUCGCCCACCUUGCUCCGGGGACCUGAGGGAGAUGAUCAGCAUGUACUUACCGGCAGGCGGAGAAGCGGGCGACCCAUCUCCCAACAGACUGCUGCCGCUUUCUCAGCACUAUCAGAGCCCGGCCACGGGCGUGAAUGGGACCAUCCCACUAACUCAUAUGUGAAUAUUGGGCCUGGAGAACGAACUCACUCAAAGCUGCUCUUGGUGUUCUUGUUUAAAAAAGAAGAGUGAACUGCGGACAUUUGUUGGCUCUAACUUUAGUGCACAUACCUUUUAAACAGAAUCUAAAUGUUUUAUUACCAAGGCUUUGUACAGUAUUUAUCAUUUCGGGCAAUUGGGAGGAUUACUAACUAUGUUUAAUUGCCGACUGUUGGAAUUUUCCCAGAUUGCGCUCUUGCGCUGCCUACAUAUACUCCAGAAUUGCUCGAAACUGAGUAAUGUGAAAAUCAACAGCACCCCCACUCUCCCCCCCCCACCCCACCACCCACAUCUCACACACCACGGACAUUCUUACCACGGACCAGUCUUUCAACUUAAUUUAUAGGAGAUUACAGUCGCUUUUAGUUGCAGGUUUGUGACCCAUGUCAGUUUCUGUAUUCGAAACUAGCUCCGAUUUCUUUGCAUUGUAAUAUUUACUUUAAAUCACGGAGAUAAUUAUAUUCUAAAAUAUGCCAGUGGAUUCCAACAGCCAAUGUAAAUAGAUCACUAAAGACCUUUCUGCACACGCUGACGUUUGUGCUGGGCAAAAUAACUCCGCUGAAAUAAUAAAUUUUACAAUAAACCGUUGUAUAUAAUUUGUAUUUCUACUUUUCCUGGUUCCGUUUUGAAAUGUGCUUUUGAACAAUACCUCUUUACGCAUAAAACUGCUUUAAAAACUGGCUGCAGUGUUCCAUUUUGUUUAAUUCCCUCAGUCGUUACCGAAAAUACCUCCCGUCCUGUGCUCGGAUAGUUUGCAUUCUAAUCCCGGAAUAAUUAAACUAAAACACCAGGACUCGUGGAAAUAGUCCAUUAAAUCCGAAACCGGCAAUGCUUGGUUGCAGCUCGCCUGCUUCCGCCGAAUGCAUCUUAGUGGCUGUGAAUCAACCGCGUGGUUAAUUGGGGCUAAUAUCUCCCAAAUCAGUCCAGUUGAUUUUCCUUCUUUCCAGGAACAAUACCGUAUGUUGUGUUUUAAGUUGUGACAAUUUAAUUAUUUAAAUGUUAUAGCAUUUUUAAAAAUUAAAUGUCGCCGUUUCUAAGGGAAAGGAUCAUUUGACCUGUGUGAACUGUGCCUCCAUUUCGGCUGUUCUCUUGGGAUGGUUUAGCUGGGGAGAAACCUGGGUUACUCGAAGCAAGGACCUGAGGUGGUUAAAACUUACAGAUAUUUCACUCAGGACACCAAUAAAUACUUUUCAGAGAGCGCAAAUCUCUCUCUAAAUACAUAAAUAAAUAAAAAGGAGGAGGGGGAGAGAGAAUACAGUCUGAACAAGUGAGCAAUAUUUUAUUUUCUCCCCCAAAAAUGAAAGGGCCACUGACGUUGGCACUGUUGGUCAGAAUUUCUCAAUCAGAGCUCAUGUCGCAAAUGCUCAUGCUAUUCCUUCAGAUGAUCGCCACUCUGAAUGUUGGCUAGCUGACGGGUUACAACGUUACGCCGCAUUUCAUUAAAUGCAAUGUUGAUUUAAUGAGACAAAUAUUUUACUCUCAGUUUAUCAACAUAAAAACUAAUAACCCGCCACUUUCUUCACAAUGCUGGUUAAUAGGCGAUUGAAUUCGAGUCUAAAUAUUGUAUUCAUCUAUUUCAGAUUUGAUUUGUACAAUAUCCCAGGUAAAUAUCUGAAUGACACAAGUAGAGAAAAUCAACCAAAUGUUCCCGUGAAGAAGUUAUUUGAUUCGGUCAGAAUUCAAUCGGAAAUUUUGUUACAGCGUUUUAUUAAGCCAUGCCUAACUUAAAGGGCCAUUGAACUAGUUUUAUGGAAGAUAAACCAAAAUCUAUUUAAAAUAUGAUGCUUACGAAAUUCACCGGAGUGUCCCAUUUCCUAUUCCCGCCACUGUCUUACAUCCUUAGCGGUCGCAAUAAACGAGCCACUGCAUUAAGAUGAGGGUUAAUUUUCGCCGCACUUCACGCUUUACCAGAAAGCACAACAGGAGCGGCCACAGUCUCGGCGAAGCAAUGGGCAGAACUGUUUAAUACUUCUGCCUUUCUGCUUCAGAUAUAUAUCUUAACGAACGAUCUCUAAAAAUGAUGGCAACGAAAUUCAUUAGGGAUACUCGAUGCUCAAAUUGUAUCCAUGCAAAGGGGGGGGGGGACUUCAUUAGAUGGGCGACUUGUAAAUGUUUCUGGUUCCAGAAUUACAACAUCAUCUGUGCGAUUACUAUUGUGCGUUUUUUUAAAAAAAACUUUUAUCUUCACAGAUUAUAGACAUUCAAAUUAACUAAAUGUAGGAUGCACAUUAAAUACAAUUUCUGCUCAGAAUCGCAUGUCUGGGUAGAAGUGGCUUUUGUCCGCUGGUAGCUUGAAUUUGAAUGUUCAUUUGUCACGGUAUUUAAUAAAUUGCGGUAUUAGGGUUUCUCUGAAUACCUAGGUCUCCUCAAACGUCAUUUCUGUCAUUUACCCCCUUUUUUGCAUUUACGAACUUUGAAAUGUCACAUAUGUCUUCUUUCUUGAUUUGUUAUUUUAUAUCAAAGUUUAAUAAAUGUUUUCAAAUAUUAUGAGCAGGAAGCAUUCAGACGUGAUGCGUUUCCCCUCCAGAUUUGGUCCUAAAUGUUUGUCGAGGGAUGUUGGGGGUCACAGAAUGUGGGAUGGUAGCAGAACCGUUUCUGUGGAAUUUGAUUAUUUAUCUUUAUUAACCCUUUGCUAAG
Molecule: messenger RNA, 4066 nt
Organism: Mobula hypostoma (lesser devil ray)
Lineage: Eukaryota; Metazoa; Chordata; Chondrichthyes; Myliobatiformes; Myliobatidae
Product: transcription factor SOX-1-like
Exons: 1
Coding region: 384-1394 (336 amino acids)
Biological process (GO): regulation of DNA-templated transcription; anatomical structure morphogenesis; cell differentiation
Molecular function (GO): RNA polymerase II cis-regulatory region sequence-specific DNA binding; DNA-binding transcription factor activity, RNA polymerase II-specific
Source: RefSeq, a predicted model, not a curated record